CUGGGUUUUACUGAGCUGUAAUCUAAUCCCAGCUGACUUGGAUCUACGUCAUACUUUACAGGGCGUAGCGCAAUGCAACCCAAGAUGAACCCAGUCAUUAGCUGUGGCGCUGUAUAUCCAGCCCCGCCGGCCAUGUCUGGGACGCCUAAGUUCUGCUGACAGCCAGCCUUGUCCGAGCUCUUAAAUCUCGCGUCAUCCUAUCCACUGCGCGCAGUUGCUUCCAUCACCAACAUCCAACAAUAUGGGCAUUUAUACUCAGCUACCGGAAGGCAUCGACGAGGUGGACAUCAUCAUCGCUGGCGGCGGUCUCUCGGCGUGCGUCGUUGCUGCCAGACUCGCCGAUGCCGACCCGUCGCUGUCUAUCCUCGUAGUAGAGGGCGGACAGAAUAAUAAGGGCAACGACUCGAUCGCGUUGCCUCUCUAUUUCCUAACUGCAUUGCUUCCCACCAGUCCCGCAACCCUGUUCUACAAGGGAAAUGCGGAGCCACAGUUGGACAACCGCGAAAUGACCGUCCCAGCAGGUGGUGUUCUGGGCGGAGGUUCGUCAAUCAACUUCAUGAUGUACAGUCGUGCUCAACGCCAUGAUUGGGAUUCGUGGGCCACCCCUGGAUGGUCGGCGGAUGAAAUGAUCCCUUUCUUAAAAAGGUUUGAGACGUAUCAUGGCCCUGGCCCUGAUUCUGUUCAUGGAAAAGAUGGCCCUAUUGCUGUGUCCAAGGGAACAUUCUGCCCUGAGCGUGUGACAGAUCAAUUUAUUGCUGCCGCCAACGAGGUAGGCUACCCGACAGUAAAAGAUCUUCAAGACCUAGACACCAAUAACGGCGUUCAACGGGCCCUCCGCUUUGUCGGCACAGACGGCCGCCGCCAGGAUGCCGCCAGCAACUACUUGCAUCCAAGGUUGGAAGAUCGAGCACACCCAAACCUCCACGUCCUUGUUGAGACUAAGGUUAUCAAGAUCCUUAUCGAGGACAAGCGAGCUGUGGGGGUCGAGUUCAAGCCAAAUCCUUCCUUCCAAAAGGACAACACCAAUGUUCAGCGGGUCAAGGCCAGGAAGCUUGUAAUUGGUUCCUGUGGCGCUCUCGGGACCCCAUUGCUUCUCGAGAGGUCCGGCCUCGGCGACGAAGCUAUUCUCAAGAAAGCCGGAGUUCCUGUUGUCGCCCAUAUGCCUGGAAUCGGCCGGAACUACCAGGAUCAUCAUCUCUUGACUCAUCCAUACUACAGUGCCCUGGAGCCAAGCGAGACAUUUGAUGCCCCCCUGGGCGGUAGAAUUAACAUGGAAGAGUUGAUCAAAUCAAAUGCACCAAUCCUGGGGUGGAAUGGCCAAGAUGCCUCUUGCAAGCUGCGUCCCACGGAGGCCGACGUCGUUGCCCUUGGACCUGAAUUCGAGGCGGUAUAUGCAAGGGACUAUCUCUCCAACCCCAACAAGCCCCUGGCCCUACUGGCUUUGUUGGGCGGCUUCCCCGGUGAUCCGUCCGCCGUUGAGCCAGCACAAUACCUCGCGACGACCACGUUCACCGUCUACCCCUACGCCCGAGGCCACGUCCACAUCACCAGCCCAGAUCUCGACGCGGAUAUAGCGUUUGAGACUGGAUUCUUGAAGAGUGAAUUGGAUGUCAAGAAGCUCAUUUGGGCGUAUAAGAAGCAGCGAGAAAUUGUGCGCAGAAUGGAUAUUUAUCGUGGAGAGGUUGUUAGCGCGCACCCGCCGUUUGCUGAGGAUUCAGCCGCCGCCCUUGUCAAGCUGGAAAGGCCAAAUGACAAGAAUAUUUCUGACAUCCAGUACACUGCGGAGGACGAUAAGAUCAUUGGGGACUGGGCGCGCAAGAAUGUCGGCACCACCUGGCAUUCGCUGGGUACUUGCAGGAUGGGCGCGCUAGCGGAUGGCGGCGUGGUUGAUGCCGACCUCAAUGUUCAUGGCAUCGAGGGCUUGAAACUUGUAGACCUGAGUAUUGUUCCUCAAAACAUGGGUGCAAAUACGGCUUCCGCUGCAUAUGCAAUUGCUGAGAAGGCAGCUACCAUUAUCAUGAAAGACCUUGGGCUUGCUCUCGGCCAGUGAACUGGCACAGUAACUUCAUACUGCUUUAGAUUACAGUUUGAAUAUCAUGGAUUAUCGAACUAGCCCUGGCAAGCAAAGGGCUGUUGAUAUACCCGCCAUUUCCCGUGUUGAACUAGGGACUCGGACUGGGUGCCUGAAUUUGAUCAAUUAAGGAGUUACUGCGGUCUACUACGACAAUGCAUGGCCUACUCGCCGCGCUGGAUUAGAUAAGCACUAUAUAGCCCGUCCAUUACUUUUUCACAGUAUAUGAACUUCGUGUAAUAUAUACUAGACUUGUCUUGCUGCUACUAGGCUCGAGCCCCUCAAGCAUGGCUUACUUCUUGAUACUUGUUAAGCGUGACACUUAG
This is a messenger RNA of Aspergillus versicolor CBS 583.65, 2397 nucleotides long. RefSeq names its product GMC family oxidoreductase. Gene Ontology annotation, molecular function: flavin adenine dinucleotide binding; oxidoreductase activity, acting on CH-OH group of donors. Bases 242 to 2050 code for a protein of 602 amino acids. The record is from RefSeq and is a predicted model, not a curated record. The transcript is spliced from 3 exons. Lineage: Eukaryota; Fungi; Ascomycota; Eurotiomycetes; Eurotiales; Aspergillaceae.